Molecule: messenger RNA, 1386 nt
Organism: Candidula unifasciata
Lineage: Eukaryota; Metazoa; Mollusca; Gastropoda; Stylommatophora; Geomitridae
Source: the annotation of a GenBank genome assembly
AUUCUGAGAGAUCUUAGAUCAUCAUUUGCCUCUGGGAAGACUCGAACAUAUGAAUGGCGUGUAGCCCAGCUGAAGGCUCUGGUCAGACUGUUACAGGAAAAUGAAGCACAGAUUGCUGCAGUUCUGUACAAAGAUUUACAUAAAUCGCGUAUCGAAGGAGAUUUAUCAGAAAGAGCAUUGUGUCUCAACGAUGCUAUUGAUUGCAUCAACAAUCUUCGAGAGUGGAUGAAAUCCACAAAGGCAACCAAGGGAUCAAUGUUCUUUAUGGAUAAUGCCUAUAUCAUCAAAGAACCGCUUGGUGUGACUUUGAUCAUUGGUGCCUGGAACUACCCCAUCCACCUUGUCUUACUACCUUUGAUCGGAGCUAUAGCAGCAGGAAACUGCGCUGUCAUAAAACCAUCUGAACUGGCAGAAGCAACUGCAACAUUUCUUGCAGAAACUAUUCCUAAAUAUCUGGAUACAGAUUCCUUCAGAGUGGUCACUGGAGGUGUCGCAGAAACAACAGCGUUGUUGAAAGAGAGGUUUGACCUCAUGUUUUUCACUGGCAGUAGCGCUGUGGGCAAGAUCGUCAUGAAAGCAGCAGCCGAGAACCUCAUACCGGUUGUGCUAGAGCUUGGAGGCAAGAGCCCUGUUUAUGUGGACAGAAGUAUCGACAUUGACCUUGUGGCUCGACGUCUGGCUUGGGGAAAGUUUUAUAAUGCCGGACAGACAUGUCUGGCUCCUGAUUAUGUCUUGUGUUCUCCAGAAAUACAGGAUUCACUGAUUACCAGUCUCAAGAAAGUCAUUAAGGAUUUUUUCACGGAAAACCCAAAACAGUCGGACAGCUUUGGUAGAAUUAUCAACGAAAGGCAUUACCUGAGACUUCAAAGGCUAAAGAAAGGUUCUCCGAUUGCCAUCGAAGGAGAAGAUGAUGAGACGGAAAAAUUCAUUUCGCCAACUGUUCUGAAAGAUGUGAAACUCACAGAUCCAGUUAUGCAAGAAGAGAUUUUUGGACCAAUACUGCCUAUUGUGACUGUUCAAAACCAUCUAGAGGCCAUUGAGAUCAUCAACAGCAGAGAGAAGCCGCUCGCCCUGUAUGUUUUCACAACCAACAAGAACAUGGUACAAGACUUCAAAGACAAGACCAGUUCUGGGGGUCUUCUUUUCAAUGACACUAUCAGCCAUGCUGCUGUGAGCAGCCUCCCAUUUGGAGGAGUUGGACACAGUGGGAUAGGUGCCUACCAUGGCAGACAUUCCUUUGAUGCCUUCAGUCACAGCAAGGCAGUCCUGGAGAAGAGUCUGGCACUGGACCAGAUUAACGAUCUGCGUUAUCCGCCAUAUACAGAUAAGAAGUAUAGUUGGGUUAGCUGGCUGUUGACAAAGAAAAUCAAGAAGACCGGAUUUUCU